Messenger RNA from Eutrema salsugineum, 797 nucleotides. RefSeq lists its product as uncharacterized. NCBI's taxonomy places the organism in Eukaryota, Viridiplantae, Streptophyta, Magnoliopsida, Brassicales, Brassicaceae. The record is from RefSeq and is a predicted model, not a curated record. The coding region runs from base 111 to 548 and encodes 145 amino acids. The transcript has 4 exons. Gene Ontology annotation, cellular component: chloroplast. Gene Ontology annotation, biological process: chloroplast organization; thylakoid membrane organization.
GAUGCAAGUAGACAACAAGUAAAAGAAUAUAGGACAAGUCGGCGGGCGUGAUAUCUCUCUGGCUAUCUAUCAUCUGCAUCAUCUCCCUCCCGUGAAGGAAGAAGAGCCGUAUGGCUAUGGCGGCGUCUAUUCUCCAGGCAGCUCCGCUCUCGCUCAAUAACAACAAAAACCCGCGGAUUAAGGCGAGGGUUGAAUUGCUCGGCGGAAUCAAAAGGCCAAAUAGAGUAAGCGUGCUUGACAGUCGAAAGCGAUCUCUUUUGAUAUGCCACUCCGCCGUUAACGCGAAAUGCAGCGAAGGACAAACACAAACCGUUACUCGUGAGUCACCAACAAUAACCCAGGCUCCUGUUCACUCUAAGGAGAAAUCACCAGACCUGGAUGAUGGAGGAGCCGGCUUCCCACCGCGAGAUGAUGGAGAUGGAGGUGGAGGAGGAGGUGGUGGAGGCAACUGGUCUGGUGGCUUCUUCUUCUUUGGUUUUCUUGCCUUCUUGGGUUUAUUGAAAGAUAAAGAGGGCGAGGAGGAUUAUCGAGGGAGCCGAAGGCGAUGAUGAAUAUAUUGAUGAUGAUCAUUGUGGGUCAUUGGAUUAGUUUUGGUGCAUACAACUUGAGAGAAUCACAUUACAGGCAGCUACAGGUCUCAUUUUGUGUAUCUGCUUCCUUGAGCUGAUGACUGCAUAUGAUAUGGCAUUGUUUGUUCUCGUAUCCAAUAGAUGCUCGGUAUCCAAAGCUUGUUUCUACUACGUAUAGAUAUUAUAAAGACUCGAAAGAUCUAGUGGAAGCUACACGGACAACAUGUG